Molecule: messenger RNA, 357 nt
Organism: Danaus chrysippus (African queen)
Lineage: Eukaryota; Metazoa; Arthropoda; Insecta; Lepidoptera; Nymphalidae
Source: the annotation of a GenBank genome assembly
AUGAGGGUAAGAAAGAAGCCAGAUCUAAGAUUAAACAUCCCAUCAUAUCCUCAUGAUUAUGUGGAAAUGCCGCCGCGGACUAGAAGGAGGAUCCUGGAAUCGUGCGGAUCUCCUAACGAUGUACCAGAUCAAGAGGACAAAAGUUUUCAAGUUAACCUUGACAUUAAUCGGUCUGUAACACCAGAGAUAAAGAUUUUCAGUCCAGAAGAUGAUACGAUUGAUAUUAGAGAGGAAAACUCAGCUACAAAUGAAAUAGGAGAUGAAAAAAAUGUCGAAGGAAAAAGUACUGUUGACAUAAAAAGAGACAACGUAAGUAACAUUGUCGAAUUUCAUUGGUUGUGUUCUGAAAUUGCUUAG